Caenorhabditis remanei is the source of this 507-nucleotide messenger RNA. RefSeq lists its product as uncharacterized. The record is from RefSeq and is a predicted model, not a curated record. Lineage: Eukaryota; Metazoa; Nematoda; Chromadorea; Rhabditida; Rhabditidae. The transcript has 2 exons. Bases 1 to 507 code for a protein of 168 amino acids.
AUGGCUAAAAGAGCAUUGUUGGUCAUUUCACAUGAUAAAGUUCAAAUAGAUGAUCUUACACUUCCAUCAUCUGAUGAAUCAUCUUCCGAUCAAGUAGAUGUCAAGAAUAAUCUUCCGAGUCAAAAGCCAGAGUCUAAAAACAUUGUAAGAGUUUUGAGUAAGACAUGUGACGAACCAAAAGGAAAGUUUCAAGGAGCGAUUGCAACUGUUCGUCUUCUUCUUGAACUACCGCCAGCCUUGAUUUUGCUCGACUCAGAAAAAUUCGGAGAAUGUGCAGUCAAACUUAUGAAAACUCAUAACCCGUUUAAAUCUGACCGUUCCAUUGUAUCCAUCGCCAUCGAAGGAGAUGACAAUGUAAGCAAUGUGUCUACUCAAUUCAAACCAAUAGGAAACAUCAAACCUGUAGAUGUUGCUCGUUGUAUUGAAGACGCGGACCAUGAAAUAGACCUUGGUCUUCGACAGAAGACAGUAAUCUUCACAUAUUUGAAUCCACCAAGCUCAAAUUGA